UAUUUUUUACAUACUUUUAAGGUGUGUUUUUCGGGGGAAAAGGUGAGUUAGUCCACAUUAGCGACGACGGUGAUAUUUUUAAUAAGUAAGUCUGCAUUAGCGACGACGGUGAUAUUUUCUUUGAGUUAGGCUAAGUAAGUUAAAACGACGAUAUUUUCAGUAAGUUUCCAAGAUUAGUUUCAGCAGAAACGUAUUCAGAGUUAGGCCACUGUUAUUUUUUGUGUAGGUGCGAAUUUAAAAGAAAUAUGUACUGGUAUGAUGCGCAAUGUAUGUAACAAAGUGGCGAAUACAAUACGUCAUCGGAGCUGAAAUUGUGGAAUGAUCAAAACGCUGGUGUGGUGAACAAGUUGGGAAUGGACUCACUUGUUUUGAUCAACCGACUAUGCAUAUUUGUUUCACGUAUUUUUAAGUAAUUGUCUGUUUUCACUUUAUAUGGACAUUGAGCUCUUUUUAGAUAACUUUGCUUAUCUCGAUGAUAAACGUUUGGUGUAAUGUUUAUCGUGGAGUGAGAUUGAAUCGCGCCAAAGUUGAAAUCAAAAUUAUUUUAUUGAUUUUUUAACAUUCUUAGAGUUUUUUCGUGUUUAUAUGAAAUUUUAAAAUGAUGUUGUUAGUUCAAAAUAUAAAAAAUGCUUUUUUUUUUUUUCAUGUCACUACUUUUAUUUUUAAGGAUAGUUUUAAAAUGUUAUGAAUCAACUAUUUUGCGUAAAAUUUCGCGGUCCUCAAAAACCCGCAAUUAAAUUGUAACAACAAUUGGACCGUGAAAUUAAGAUGACCUUGAAGUUCCGUGCAGCGAAAUUUUCGUGCAUUUAUGUAGAUCAUUAACGCUUUUCACUAAAUCGCAAAAUUUUGUUAGAUAAAAACGCGAAUUUGGCAUAGGAUCUAUAAUAAGAAACAGGUUCCUCUGAUGAAAUUUUAGUUCAACAAGAUUUCUUUUUAUGAGAAAUGUUUUAGCUGUUAAUAGUUUUAUUUUUACCAAAUGUUUUCUAGAAGUAAUGAAUAAAUAAAAUAAAAAUUACGAACGUUUCCAUGGACGCAGUAUGGAAGAAAUUCCGUGUACAGUCCACGCUGUGAAAUUAAUACGACUGUUGGCAGAUAAGACAUCCGGUUGUGGUGUAUUCGAUGUCACCUUCCCAACUGCAGCUGGUGUGAAAAUUUGCUGUAUAUCCUUCACAAACAGUUACACAGCGUCCGUCACGAUCAAGGGACAACCACCUGUGAAUGUUAGUAACGGAAAAUUCCAACUGUUAGUUCGCGACUUUAAAUUGAUGAAAACUCCACAUUUUUCAAAUGAAAGUCAAGACCGUGUUGUCCUUCCACCAGACAAGAUUGCAAGUGAUGGGCCGUUCAUAAAACUGAGAUUUAUCAUGAAACAACCAUCACCAUGCUGGGAAAGAUUCGGUUUAAAUGAUUUAAAGUUUUUCAAGAAAAAAAAUACAGGAUUGGAGAUGGAAGCAAAGGACGACCCACAUGAGAUAAGUGACGAAAUUUUAGCCAACGAAAUGAAGAAGUUGUACAGUCUUACACAUAUAAUGAAAAAUGUCAAAUUAGAAAAUGAACCCGAGCAUUUUGCAGUAGAUGGGAGUUACGACAUCAACCUUCUGUCUUAUACGUGAAAAGCUGCCGCGUCAAGACGCGAUAUCAAGGGUAUCGACCCAAACUGUCCAUGACUCAGUUUCAAAGCUAGUGACAAAUCAAUAUUUCCUACUUAUCUCAUUUGGGAAGAACUAGGAACGUUAAUGUAAAACAAAUUGUAAUUAUAAACAUCAAGAAACAAUGUUAAUAAAAGUAAAUAUACAAUAACUGAUAUAAA
This is a messenger RNA of Hydractinia symbiolongicarpus, 1810 nucleotides long. RefSeq names its product nicolin-1-like. The coding region runs from base 1038 to 1613 and encodes 191 amino acids. The transcript is spliced from 8 exons. The record is from RefSeq and is a predicted model, not a curated record. Gene Ontology annotation, cellular component: nucleoplasm. NCBI's taxonomy places the organism in Eukaryota, Metazoa, Cnidaria, Hydrozoa, Anthoathecata, Hydractiniidae.